This is a messenger RNA of Sturnus vulgaris (Common starling), 2044 nucleotides long. It is a transcript of the gene DBN1, whose product is annotated as drebrin 1. NCBI's taxonomy places the organism in Eukaryota, Metazoa, Chordata, Aves, Passeriformes, Sturnidae. The record is from RefSeq and is a predicted model, not a curated record. Gene Ontology annotation, molecular function: actin filament binding. Gene Ontology annotation, biological process: positive regulation of axon extension; positive regulation of dendritic spine morphogenesis; neuron projection morphogenesis. Gene Ontology annotation, cellular component: lamellipodium; site of polarized growth; actin filament.
CCUCCGCCCGGCCGCUGCGGCAGUGUCUCGGAGGCGGGCAGGCGGCCGGUCCCUCCGGUCCCCCGGCAGCAUCCCGGCCCCGCCAUGGCUGGCGUCGGCUUCGCGGCGCACCGCCUGGAGCUGCUCGCCUCCUACCAGGACGUGAUCGGCGAGGACAGCCCCACCGACUGGGCCCUCUACACAUACGAGGAUGGCUCUGAUGACCUGAAGCUGGCAGCAUCAGGAGGUGGAGGUUUGCUGGAGCUUUCCGGCCACUUUGAGAUUCAGAAGGUGAUGUAUGGCUUCUGCAGCGUCAAGGACCCCCAGGCUGUGCUCCCCAAAUAUGUCCUCGUCAACUGGGUGGGCGAGGACGUGCCGGACGCCCGCAAAUGCGCCUGUGCCAGCCACGUAGCCAAGAUUGCUGAGUUCUUCCAGGGUGUCGAUGUCAUCGUCAAUGCCAGCAGCGUGGAGGACAUUGACCCAGGGGCCAUCGGGCAGCGGCUCUCCAACGGGCUGGCCCGUGUCUCCAGCCCGGUGCUGCACCGCCUGCGGCUGCGCGAGGACGAGAAUGCCGAGCCCGUGGGCACCACUUACCAGAAAACCGAUGCCACCGUGGAGAUGAAGCGACUCAACCGGGAGCAGUUCUGGGAACAGGCCAAGAAAGAGGAGGAAUUGCGUAAGGAGGAAGAGCGGAAAAAGGCUCUGGAUGCCCGGCUGCGGUUCGAGCAGGAGCGGAUGGAGCAGGAGCGGCUGGAGCAGGAGGAGCGGGAACGGCGCUACAGGGAGCGUGAGGAGCAGAUCGAGGAGCACAGGAGGAAGCAGCAGAGCUUGGAGGCGGAGGAGGCCCGGCAGCGCCUGAAGGAGCAGUCCAUUUUUGGGGAUCAGCAAGAGGAGGACGACAGGCAGCAGUUUAGGAAAUCGGAGUCAGAGGUGGAGGAGGCUGCUGCCAUCAUCGCUCAGCGGCCUGACAACCCCCGGGACUUCUUCAAGCAGCAGGAGCGGGUGGCAUCGGGCAGCAGUGAUGCUGUCUCACCAGGCAGCCACAGGACAGGUCGUCUGCACUGUCCUUUCAUAAAGACAGCUGACAGUGGGCCACCUUCUUCUUCCUCCUCCUCCUCCUCCCCCCCACGGACCCCCUUCCCCUAUAUCUCCUGCCACCGCACUCCAAAUCUCUCCUCUUUCUUCCCAUGCAGCCAGUCGGACGCCUUCCGCAAGGCCUCGGCAGCGGGCUGCAGCCCCUGCGAGUCCAGCCCGGCCGUCACGCCGCUGGGCGAACCGGGCACCCGCGCGCCCGCUGACCAGACGCCGGCAACGCCCAAAGAGUCCCCCAGCCCCAGCGCGCAGGAGCCCGGGCCAGCCACGCCCGAGCAGCACUGGCCCUUCCCGGGGCCAGAGGACAAGGCCAUCGAGCCCCCUGGGGACGAGCCCAGUCCCAGGCCAGUGUGGACAGCGGGGGGUGAUGCCCUGGGGGACCUGGUGACCCUGGAGCCCACCGAGCCCUCCCUGCCACCCGUGGCUGACGAGCCCCAAACUGGGGAAGCCCCCAACCCCGAGAGCCUCAUCGACCUGUGGCAGAGCGACGGGGUGGCUCCCCCAGCUGCCUGGCCCCUGCCUGCUGCCCCGGUCCCCGAGACACCCCCGGCCAUGCUGCCCGAGGAGGGGGCCCUGCUGAGCCUGGAUGAGCUGCCAGAGCCCCCUGCCACCUUCUGCGACGCGGAGCAGGAGGAUGAGGAUGAGGAGGAGGCAGCUGGCGAGGGGGAACCCCAGUCCCAGGAUCUGGGCUGCCAGCACACGCCCCAGGAAGACACCCCGGGCCGAGAGACACCCCCCAUCACCAAUGGGGAGAUGGCCCCCAAGGAUGGGACACCGGGCCGUGGGGAGCAGGCCAGCGAGGGCUACUUCAGCCAGUCCCAGGAGGAGGAGGUGCUCCCCCCCGAGGAGCUGUCGGCCAAAGCCCCCCAGCCUGUCUUCUACAACAAGCCCCCAGAGAUCGACAUCACAUGCUGGGAUGCAGACCCUCUGCCCGAGGAAGAGGAGAGCUUUGGGGGGGCCCUGUAAGGCCAGG